Messenger RNA from Cherax quadricarinatus, 1508 nucleotides. RefSeq lists its product as uncharacterized. NCBI's taxonomy places the organism in Eukaryota, Metazoa, Arthropoda, Malacostraca, Decapoda, Parastacidae. The record is from RefSeq and is a predicted model, not a curated record.
GUUGACCUGGACGUGACCUGGACAAGGGAAGCUGACCCUGGAGAAUACUUCGCCGAGUUAGCACAUCAACGUGGAACUUUUCUUAUCUGUUAUCAACUUAGCCUGACCACACGUAAACCUCUCCAGGAGGCACAUGUUACAGAAGCCCUCACACACCUGUACAGGAAAGUUCCCUGCCUGCGUGUGUAUUACGACGAACGAAAUGGAACCAACUGGUUCCGGGAGGCAACUCAUCCAAAUAUUGACUUUAAGGUGCUGCCUGGAAACGAUGCUUCUUCUGUAAUUGACUGCCUGCGAACGUAUCGAUAUAAUUCAACAACUGGUCCUCUUUGGUGUGCCAGGCUGAUGUCUGAUGUAAGCAGCCACAGACUUCACCAAUAUUACCUGAUGACAGCUCCGUAUCUUUCCCUCAUUUACAUCAACUGUUUUUGGGAUUUCAUCAUGGUAUUGUAGAUGGUUUCACAGUUAUGAAGAUAUGUGGCUUAACUGUCACACUACUAAAUGAUGUUAUUUCUGGAAACCCAAUAAACAAUGAACAACUAGGAGAGCACGUCUCUCCUAAGCAGACCAUGGAGCUGGUGCUAGCAAGAAAAGCUCUUAUUGAAGCUGACCCAGAAUUGAGAAAGAAAUGGGUUGAUGAGACUAAGAUACUGCAGGAGAAGAAGUCUUUCUUUAAUCAAAUAUAUCAAAGGCCAAAGGAAAUAGAGGAGAAAAGCCUUCACGUGGAGCGAGAACUGGAUGAAUCCACCACCAAGAGAUUUUUCAACACAUGUCGGGCUGAGGGAGUUACAGUUCACUCCGCCUUCACUGCUCUCACUAAUGUAGCUUUCAUUGACCUCUUAGUUGAGAAUGGUAUUGUCCAGGAUACUUACAGUAUAUGUAACGGCCAUCUCGUCAAUAUGCGACGAUACUGGAAAGGAGAUGUAUCUAGAUCUCUUGGGUGCCACAUUUUGUAUCCUGUACUUCUGCGCAUGGAUACUUUGAGAAACAUAAUUGACACAUUUUGGGAUUUUGCUCGUUCAGUUCACCAAGAACUUCAGAGAAACAUUAAAGAUGGCAAAAUUAUUGAAGCAGAAGCAUUUCGCAUGAUAAAUGAUGUAAAAAUAGAGCUAGAUUUAGACUCUCUUCCAGCAGAUGGAUCUGAUUACCAUAUAUCUAACAUGGGAGAUGUCACAGCAUUAGUUACUGAAGGUGGAGACCAUGUUAAGGUGACCCGCCUUCUCAGGUCUAUAUCCAUUCAUAAGAUGCCAAGUAGCUGUUCCCACAUCAUCCAUUCCUUUAGAGGUAAAUUUAUGUAUGUUCUAGAUUAUAACACCAGGAAUGUCAGCACAGAGAUUGCAGACAACUUCUGUAAUAAAGUUUUCAGUAAUUUGUUAAAGGUUAUAUAGGAAUGAGAUUGAAAUACUGCUGACCCACCAAGGAAGUGUAAGUUUACGAUGGUCCACCAUGUCAAGAUGAGUUUAUAACAGGAUGACCUGGUAAUUUAGGGUGACUAAUCAAUCAAUCAA